CACACAUAAAUCCAACAGCAGCACCCAAAAAAGAAUUGUAAUCGGUGCGUCUCGCAGCUUCCAGCAACAACGCCUGAUUAAAGAAAAGCAACAGGCAAAUCCCCACCGAGACGCACUGCGUUACCCUUAUCCACAGAAUAUCUCCAUUCUUCCGCCUCCAUCUUCUUCUCCUGCCACCGCAUGGAUGCGGCCUCCUCCGCUCUCCCACGGCCAGAUCCGCCAGUGCCCUGCCGCCGGCAACCAGAACCAGCAGGACCGUCGCGUCCAUCUCCUCUGUUUCCUUCCCAUCCUUCUCCUUUCCUCUGUCUUUCUCACCCUCACACAUCUUCUCUCUCUCUUCAGGAGCUCCCCCUGCCGCCUGGAGCUCAAGCCGCCAGCCGUCCAAGGCCUCCCCAGGAACAGAUACGCGACCACGUGCCUCAUCCUCGCACAUGCCAGGCCGCGCCACCGGAGCCCCGCCCGCAGAGGCAGUGCUCCGCCGCCCGCUGCUGUUCUUCGCGUCGCCCCGCGCUCCCGCCGCUGUGAACCGGCUCCCCGCCGCAAGUCCUCGGCAUCGCCAUCCCGCGCUGCCUGCAGUCGCGCCAAGCCUGACUCGCAACCGUGGAGCCCGAGCCGUCAAGCGCUUCAAAUCCGCCACCGCCCCAUCUUCUUCAGGCGCUCGAGCACGAGCAUGAGCUCGCCAGCACCCCACCUCUCUCUUCCGCUCCGUCCGCCGCCCGCGGCGCCGGGACCCAUCGCUGCCGCGCCGCCUCCGUCGGUGCAGUCAACGGUCCCAUGCCAUUGACCCCCGCCAGGGGAUGACUAUUCCCUACCAUGCGUGCGCACCCGUGCUCCAGCCCUCCCCUCCCCAUCGUGUCCGGCCUGUGCCUGGACAACGGAAACCCCCGCUGUCCGUGCGCUCCGGCCAGCUCCCCGUCGCGCCCGAGACCUCCUAGAGUCUUCCUGUCGAGGCCUUCGUUGCGACCAGCAUUUCACAUGGGUCUCCUGCCCGCCUUAGCGCGGACGCCCGCCGCGACGCCGGCGGCAAGCGGCGGCGCAUGCCCAGCGAUGGAGAACGGCAGGAUAAGCGGCGAGACGCGUGGUGCUGAGCCAGUCAAUAAGGAAUAAGGGCUGUGGGCAUAGUUUCUAACAAAUUUAGGGGGUUUUACGCAAAAACGAAACGUUUUUCCAAAGUGCCACUUAAACAGGGACUACAGGUUAAUUUCAAAGAAACAGAGGGGCUUUUUCACAAAAACGCCGACGACGUACGA
Molecule: messenger RNA, 1250 nt
Organism: Triticum aestivum (bread wheat)
Lineage: Eukaryota; Viridiplantae; Streptophyta; Magnoliopsida; Poales; Poaceae
Exons: 2
Coding region: 185-784 (199 amino acids)
Source: RefSeq, a predicted model, not a curated record